Peronospora belbahrii is the source of this 405-nucleotide messenger RNA. The record is from the annotation of a GenBank genome assembly. Lineage: Eukaryota; Oomycota; Peronosporomycetes; Peronosporales; Peronosporaceae.
AUGGAUCAACGUGGAACUGGUCGCAGUACAUUGCUGGAUUGCGUCGCAGCACAAGUUGAUUUCACCAAGUCUUUGGACCCAUUAGACGUCCCUGAUUCGUCGGAUCUGGCAACUUUCAUUUUCGAAUUCACUAAUGAAGCGAAUACUUUCGUGUAUGCUUACGGCUAUGGUACUAAAGUUGCGGAGAGUUUGAUGCAAGUUGGUCCCUCAAAAGUGACGGGAUAUGUUUUGGAUAGCAUUGCCGCAACCUUGGGAGCGCCUCGAGACAAAACAGCGUAUUAUUCGGAUAGGGACACCAAUCAUGGAGAAGUGGGUAAUGCUUUCCUUGCGUUGUGCGCGACGUCAAGCGACUGCAGCAAGUAUUUAUGGCGAAAAGCCUGCCUGACACUAUUCAAGAUUUAUUAA